Molecule: messenger RNA, 4494 nt
Organism: Microsporum canis CBS 113480
Lineage: Eukaryota; Fungi; Ascomycota; Eurotiomycetes; Onygenales; Arthrodermataceae
Product: hypercellular protein HypA
Exons: 3
Coding region: 1-4494 (1497 amino acids)
Cellular component (GO): trans-Golgi network
Source: RefSeq, a predicted model, not a curated record
AUGACAGUUGACCCUCUUUCCCCUAUUGCGCCGGCGCGCUUACGAGUCUUGUUACUUCCAGUCGGCAGAAUCAGGCGAUCCAGGUUCCUAAGCUUCGCUGAGCGACUUCGAGCGUACAAUGUAGUUCGCCUGGGGGAUGUGAGCCCUGAAGGGGGCACAAGCAAGAACACGUUCUCUCCGCUUGCGUACCCGUCUGGAAUGAUCAUAUACGACCUAUCUAUAUCCGUACCUCCUAUCUCCCACCUUGAAGUGUUCCCAUUUGAGCUCUUCAGGGAGCCGCUUGUUAUAUUAGCAAUUGCCGAUGGCACAGAAAUCUCUGUCAAUAGGAAAUUGAAUGAAAAUGGCGUGGCUAAGGAGAAGCAACCCAACGGUACUGGCUCUAAAAAGCAUCCCACUCCAGAAGGCCUUGACCUGCUUAUCCAGGAGUUGGAUGGGAUAAAUACGGAAUACCCUAAAUCUAUUCUCCAACAGCUAUUGGUUUUUGAUUAUGAAGGGCUGAACAACAUUGUUUCUGGGCCUGAGCAGGUGAUCUGGAUUCCUAGCCAGGAGGUAUCACGUCCGACAACGAUGAAAACAGUGAUGUGUGACAUAUCAGCCCGGGUUCUUGGAGGACUGCAAAGGUUUUCGGAGUCGAUAUUGCAAUGGCAAAGUAUUGAAUCUCCAAAGAUCUCGUCGUGGGGACCACGACGGACUUUGGAUCCCAGAUCAUCUGAUAAGCUCUCCCACAGGAUGACGAUGCCCGCACAAUUGCCAUCACGACCAACUGAGCCACUUUCAGAAAGUACAGGAUCUUCUCAGAGUCUAAGCCAUGAAUCUCCCACUACAUUUGAUGAAAUCACUCGCUCAAUCCAAAUAUCAAGCAAAACAACCUCAGCGCUUAGCUCUAGUUCGAAACCCAGAUCAAAGGAACACAGCCGAGAUCGAUCCUCAGUGACAGGAGUUUCUAGUAUUGCUUCAAACGAACGAGCAAAAGCUCGCUUUCAAGGCCGUCUUCAUGUUCUUACGGGUAUUCUCUACCUCCAAGGAGGUUUAUGGCCUGAAGCCCUUAGAGACCUUAUUGAAGGUGCCGCCAUUGCCAGGUCAGGGAGCGAUUAUAUAUGGCACGCAAAGGCCUUGGAAGCGAUACUUAUUUGUCUGCUUUUGUUUGGGUGGGUGGGUGCAAGUUUUCAGAUCCCGCCUAUAUGCUUUCCCAAUAGUGACAGGACUAUAUCAAAGACCGUAUCAGGUCAGGGAAGCAUUGAAUCCCACGGAAAAUCUGACCCUGAAGCCAGGGCCUUGGCCCUCCAAAAUCUAGCGAGUAUUCUUCCUGACAUCUCAAACUAUAUAUUAAGUCUUUACAACAGAGCUAUCAAUAUCACAGACGAGCCACUUCCCCAACUGGUGUUUUCGGAAACAGUCAUACGACUUUCAAAGCUUUUGACAUCCAUGCAAGUACGCGAUAGUUCUCUUGAUACUGAGGGUUUGCAACACAUUGUCUUGAACAAAACGUUAGAGCGUAUCCCAGUAUCUGACCAGCACAGAAGGUUAAAUGCUUUCCGCAAAACGGAGAUAGCCUCUUUCUUAUUCCGUGCCCUUCCACCUUCUCUAUCGUCGGACGUUCCUGUUACAGAUGCAGUACAGAUAUUUAUUGGUGUAGCGGCUGUCUUAUCACCAUUGGGGAUGGAAAGAAAGCAGGCUUUUGUCUUAAAAGAGCUCUUCUCAAUUCUUAUCCCUGGCCUAGUACAAGCUAGGAAAAUUGGUGCUGCAGAAAUUGGUAUCCAUCCAGCUGCAGGGCUAUCUGCGCUCAGCAAUUCCUCUUUUGAUAUCAAUGCUCUGGAUAUUGGGCCUACAAAUAUGGAAACUGGUCUAAGAUCUAUCCUAGCGCUGGUCGGAGAAGUUUAUGGCGCGAAGCUCUCCAGUGGCCGCUUAAAUUAUACCAGUAGAAACCAGAAGGAUGAACAUGAUUCUGAAUAUGACUCGGUCGAAGCAACCAUUGAACGUACAUUUCAAAACUCUACCCUCGACACCUACGGAGACCUGGGUUUAAAAAUUGAAAUCCUUAAAUCCUGUAUCAAUUUCUGUGAGGCCUUACCGGAUUUUCCAGGCGUUUUGAAGUUUACGGUUGCUCUGUUGCAGGCAGUCAAGGGUACAUAUAUGAUUACAACGGACCCUCAAAAAGGGAGGCCACUUUUGAGCCAUGAUGAGCAAAUACGUUUAUACAAUACAGUUAAGCGCACGGUUAGCGUUGCACAGAAACUCGGGGUACCGAAUUUAGAAGCCGAGUACUGGGACGACUUUUUGGUUCGAGAUGUUCUAAUUCAAUCCUCUAAUGCAGAACGCCCUGUUCGACGAUCGAAACAGGAAUUUGGAGUCACAUAUAGCACUGAAAAACAUGGGGAAACAGGGCCAUUUAUCUACAACGCAUUUUCCAAACCUUCAACUCCAACGUCGGAUUCUCCGGUUAUUGCAGGCGAGCCUGCAACCGCAAGAGUUGUGUUGCAAAACCCAUUCGACUUUGAAGUCGAGAUUGAAUACUUGAAGCUUGAAGGCGAAGGUAUAGCAUUUACGGCCAGUACUUCAAAUUUGCUACUUGCUCCAUUCUGCCUUCAGGAAAUAAGCGUUACUUUGUUAGCUGCAGAAGAAGGCACGCUCAAGAUUACAGGGUGCACUAUCAAAGUGAAGUUCUGUAGAGAAAGGCGCUUCCCAAUUUUCAGGAAGCUAUGGAAAUCUUUGGUGGAAGCGAAGCUCAAACGUAGCGGACUGGCGGCUAAGGAACAUUCACUAUCACGCCCGAUCUCAUGGGGGUCAAAUGCUUCUCAAGGAGCCUUACCUUCGAGGAAACCGCCUGAAGCCGCAUCUUUAUCUACCAAUGUUAUCAAAGCACAGCCAAUGGUUGAACUACAAAGCUCUUCACUUUUACAGUCUGCUAUCAUGCUGCUAGAAGGGGAAACUAACUCAUUUGACAUUACAUUAUACAACUCAUCCGAUUAUCCAGCUGACCUUCUUCUCUUUACCUUCCAAGAUUCAACGACAGCUCAUCUACAAACAGCACUAAACAAUAAAGACAAUCUACCUACAGAAAUAUACGAAUUGGAAUACCAGAUAUUGAAGAGGCCUCCAUUACGGUUACUUCCCUCUGGUUCAGGGCAAGAAAUUCCAUCUCUCGAUCCCGGUGAAUCAAAGACAUUUACAAUUGAGAUAUUAGGCAAACCAGGCCUUCGAACUGCUACAAUACAAGUUGAUUAUGCAUGCAUUGGUGCCUCGCCUUCAGAACUGCCAAACUCAUUUUAUACCAGACAGAUCAGUAUACCCCUGACCGUCACCGUCAAUUCUAGCUUAAACAUCGCUCGAUGUGAGAUCUUACCCUUUAAUGAUCAUCUUGGAUGGGUUGGCGAUGCAUCGUCCAUUAGCGAAUCGGAGGCGAAUGCUACCCCGUUAAAGACCUCGGCGACAUCUUCUGAUAUACCAAUAGACCCACAGAUAUCACCUGUCAUUUCUCAGCCGGGUUCAAAAUAUACAGGAUCCGACUACUGUCUGCUGCUAAUAGACUUACGGAAUUCAUGGCCUAACCCAAUUUCUGCCUCGCUUAAGGCAAUUGAAUCGACAGAGGGAGCAAGUGAUGAACUAGGGACCAACAAUUCAACUCCACACCUACAAGAAGUCUCUGACGUACUGCAACCCGGCCAUCUUUCUCGAUUUGCUCUAGCCAUUCCACGGAUAUACCUAGAGGACCCCCACCAGAAAAUCCCAGCCCUCAACGCCGCUAACCGGCGACAAUUCGUGGUUAGCGCUAAUAAACUCAGUUACGAGGCAGAAACCGCCAAGCGAGAAGCAUUCUGGCUCCGUGAGAAGAUGUUUGAGCAGCUCCAGGGGACAUGGAAAGAUGAGAUAACUGGUCGAGAAGGAGUUAUUGACUUCCGUGCGAUUGUUUUAAACAGUCGUAUGAUCAAUGCACUUCGAGUAGAUGACCUGGAAGUGAGCUUCAAACUACUACCGCUAAAGGGAAUUGAUGAGAAUAAAUAUUAUGGUUCCCGAUCUCCAACCAUCAUACAAACAGGCCAAUCAAAAUUCUCUAUUCCAACCGACACAUUCUUCAACCUUCAAACUACAAUAUUUAACCGCUCCUCAAAACAAAUCCACCCCAUUAUCCGGAUACAACCAACUUUACGCAACCAACCAUAUACUGUUGCCCUCGAACUCUCCAGGCGUCUAUCAUGUACAGGCAUGCUUCAGCGAGCUCUCCCUGUUCUAGACCCGAAGGAACGGCGGCACAUAAAUCUUGGCGUUACCGUUCAUUGUGCUGGGGAGUACGAGAUUAGAGCUACAGUGGAGGAAGUCAGGGCAGCAAACACUAACACAGCUAGUUCUGAAGAGAACGCGGCACCGUCAUCAGAUAAAUAUACCUACCAUCACGACAGUUAUCAGCAGUCAUUCGAUACCAGUGCUCCACGGCAGAGGCACCGUUGGCAUUCUCGACUACCUUGUAUUAUAUCAGCACGAGAGAGCCUCGUGUAA